CAUCUGGAUGGAGCCAUGGCCUCUUACGUUCCUGCUGUUGCUGUUGCUGCUGCUGUGGCUACAGGGCUGUGUCUCAGGUCACUCCAAUGAGAACCUGUACAGGAAAGUGUGGCGGCGCGAAGGGGAGACCCUGUCUGUGCAGUGCUCCUACAAGAACCGCCGGAACUUCGUUGAGGCCAAGUCUUGGUGCAAAGUCAAGAAGAAGAAGUGUGACCACAACUUCACCCGGAGCUGGGUGAGGGGCCCCAGCUACUCUCUGCGGGAUGAUGCCAAGGUCAAGGUAGUCCGUAUCACCAUGGAAGCUCUCAGAGUCCAGGACUCCGGACGAUACUGGUGUAUGCGUAACACGGCUGGGCAUUUCUACCCUUUGGUGGGUUUCCAACUGGAAGUGUAUCCAGCCCUCACAACUGAGAGAAGCGUUCCCCACACACAUCUUACCAACACCCCCAUGGAUGGAUUUGUCACGACCAGCCAAGUCCAUAUUUCAGACCCUCACGCUCCUUUCACAUCUGACAUGACUGUGUUCACAUCUGAAGUGACCGUGUUCACAUCUGGACUCCUCACCUUGGCUUCAGGGACCACCGCACCAACCCCUGUGACAGGCUACAGUUUCACCGAUACCACUGGCACCAUUACAGAGCCUGAGAGGAACACAGAGUCCCAGCCGGCAACCCUGUCUCCUAGCAAUGCAAGAUCCUUCUCUGCUGAUCCAGUGACCACCUCCACCAUGUCCGGACACCAGAGUAGCAGCUUGUCCACCAUGGGGACGUGCCACUCGUUAACUCCCAACAGGUCCCAGGAGACUUACAUCCCUGCGAUGGUGGUGGUGUUGACAUUUCUUCCAGCACCUGUGGUGUUGGUCGUAGCCUAUGGGUUUUGGAAGAAGAGACACAUGGGAAGAUACAACUUGGGCAGCAACUAUGCUAAACCCUGGAUACACCUUCCUGAAGGACCAGAGACACCGUGGAAGCCUGCUUGGUCUAAGAUAACUCAGUGAGCUGGGAAAUCAUUUCCAGUGGGCUCAGAAGGCCAGAAGAGAACCAAAGACCAGGCAGUGGCCCUGG
Mus caroli (Ryukyu mouse) is the source of this 1064-nucleotide messenger RNA. The record is from RefSeq and is a predicted model, not a curated record. NCBI's taxonomy places the organism in Eukaryota, Metazoa, Chordata, Mammalia, Rodentia, Muridae.